AGCUUUUACCGACAAACGCUAUACAGGACGUAAGUUACAUGACAUAGUUAGUGAUAAAUCUAGAUUUAUAUAAAGAAUUUUCUUAGUUUAUUGAAUUACGUCCGGUGGGUAUUAGGCAAGUUUUGUGGGUGACGAGAGAAGCAUUAUACCGGCUUUAAUAUGCUGGUUCGAAUGUUGAAAGCUCCCGCAUGGUCGGUAAUAUCAAAACCUGCAGGAAUAACUUGCAAAUAAGACAACAUAACAUGAGACAUAACCUUAUUAGUUGACUUAUGGUUUGUAUGCCAUCCGUAAAUAUGUUUGUAGUUUGUUUGUUGCUUCGAAAUUUGAAAUUAUUUUGGUGAGAUCACGUAAACCACUGAGUCCUGAUUAUUUGUUAUUGCAAAAUUUUUUAUUUUCUAACCUCUCAAAAUUGCAUUUUAAUAAAGCCAGUCUCAUAGCUGAGUCUUGGAAACAUUGAUUCAGUUUUGCUAACACGAUUUGGUAAAUAACAAACAUGGGAUCAAGUAAACGCCACAAGUCCGAAAAAAGUCGGGAAUCGAAAAAGAAGCGACACAGAAGUCGCUCCCGAUCUGUAUCGGUAGAACGCGAGAGAACGGAAAGACACUGCAAGCAUCACAAGAAGCACAAGAAGAAAGAUCGCAAGGAUUAUGACAGUGAUGUGGAGAUCGUUGGUGUUCCACCGCCACCAAAGAUAUCAAGGACAAUACACCUGUCGACCCCACCACCACCUGAAAUUUAUCAAACUUCCAGAGAAGAAAGAAGAGACUAUAGCUUUGAAGACAGAGUUAGAGAAGAACGAGCUAGAGACAAUAGACUUAGAGAGGAUAGAGGGAGGGAACACAGGGAAGAUAGAAGCAGAGAAGAAAGGUUGCCUAAUAAGCGCAGAUCCCCUUCACCACCAAAAAGUCGAAAAUCCCACGAAUCACUGUCUAUCGAGGAAACAAAUCGGAUAAGAGCCAAGCUUGGAUUAAAACCUCUGGAAGUCGAUAGUGGUCCAAAAGAGGGUGGUCCUCCAAAUCUUAUAAAAGACGAUUUAGGAGAAUUCCUGCAUAAACCAGCUGUUAAUGCAGCUGAAAAAGUAAAGCAGGAAAAACUAAGAGAGAAGCUUGCCAUAACUAAGCAAAAAAGAGAGAUUCAAUCAUCGCUUGCUGCUGUUAAAACAUUGGGUGAAGGUGACGAUGAUGAUCUCAACACUGAGAAAUGGGCUAGCAAGUUUGCUCAAAUCCAAGAAGAAAAAAGAAAGGCAGCAGAAAGAGCAAAGAUGUUGGACCAGAUGGAUGAAGCGUUUGGGGGAAUUGGUGAUUUAGUCAAGGAAGAUAUUCACAAUGACUUGAAAAAUGCUUACACAAACAAAGACUUGAAGGGUCUAAAAGUGGAGCACAGUUUGAAUAAUUUCAAUGAAGGCGCUUCUGUCAUAUUGACUCUAAAAGAUCAAGCUGUCCUAGCAGAAGAAGACGAUGUUCUAGUAAAUGUUAAUAUGAUUGAUGAUGAACGUUAUAAGAAGAACGUCCUAGUGAAAUCCAAAAAGCCAGGAUACGACGCUUACGACGAGAGUCAUUACGAUGAAUACGGGAUGCCUCUUGGUAAAGUUUUAGAUAAAUAUGAUGAAGAAAUAGAAGGCGAAAAACGAGACAGUUUUGCUAUUGGCAUGGUUGAUGCCAAAGAAAUUAAAGAAAGACAAGUUGCUAUGGUAAAAAAUCGCCUAGCAAACAAGCGAUUAGAAAGUUUGCAAUUGGCUGAGCCAAAGAUAGCUAGCGAUUACUAUAAUGAAUCGGAACUGGAGAAGUUUAAAAAACCAAAAAAGAAAAUAAGAAAGUUCCGAACUAAAAAAACUUUAAAAGCCGAUGAUCUUUUAACUGGUACUAAUGAUUACUUAAGAGAUUUAGGCAGUAGACGACGUCGGCACGCAAGUAAUGUUAUCGAGAUUGAUGAUUUAGAAGAACCCGCAGAAGAUCUCAGCGGGGUAAAAAUAGAGGAAGAUGAUCGCGACGUUGAACGAAUAAUUAAACAAAAAUGGCAAAAAAUAAAAGAGCCUGUCGUACCGAUAAAGCCGGAACAAAUCGCUUUAACAUUGAAGCAAGAAGCAGAUAUGACCAGCGAAACAGACUCAGCAGGAAACAUCAUUCUUAAUUCCACAGCCGAAUUUUGUCGAACGCUGGGUGAUAUUCCGACUUAUGGUCAGGCGGGUAAUCGGGAUGAAAAUCAUCAAGAAUUAAUGGAUUUCGAAAUGAGCGAGGUGAAGCAAGAAUACAUAGAUGAGGAAAUGAAUGGUAAAUGUGCUUGGAAUUCGGUAGAAAUGGAUGAUGACUCUGUCAUACCUGUCGGAACGGAAGCGGCAAUUUUGGAUGCCGAACCAUCCCUUGAUCAAGGAGUUGGGGGAGCAUUAAAAUUGGCAAUGAGUAAAGGAUAUCUUCAAAAAGAAGAUAGUAAUCGUCCCUCUGCAUCAAGAUUUGCUCACCUAAAAGCGCAGAAUUAUUCCAUAGAAGAUAAGACAUACGGUGAUGAUGACAAAUUCGGGCGAAGAGACAGGUUUAGUGGACCAACGUCAGAUUUCAAAGAAAAAGAUGGAUUCAGACCCAACGUGAAAUUGGACUAUAUAGAUGAUGAUGGCCAUAUUUUAAAUGCUAAAGAAGCAUUCCGGUAUUUAUCGCAUAAAUUUCAUGGCAAAGGUCCGGGUAAAAAUAAGGUUGAAAAGCGAAUGAAAAAAGCAGAACAAGAGAUAUUAAUGAAGAGAAUGUCUUCAACGGAUACACCAUUAGGCACAUUGAAUCUUUUGCAAGCCAAACAGAAAGAAACACAAUCACCCUUCAUCCUCCUAAGUGGUAGUAAGCACAUGCAAACGGCUAGUAUUUCGAAAAGUAAAAAUUGAAAAAAUUGUACAUAUUAUAUUUUUUGUUUACAUGUAUGAUAAACUAUAUAAAUAGUUUAUUCUAUCAAUUAUAAUUUUGACGUAUUUUCAUUUAUUGUUUGAAAUUGCAAUUCUACAGUCGGAAAUGUGAAAUAUAAAAAAGUUCGGAAUCUCCAUAGAGUAUUUAAUCAAAAAAAAAAAAAAUUGAACAUGUAAAUUGCAAGAAAUACCGUUUGUUAUGCCUUUGCAAGAGCUUUUGAUUUGUUUGAAAGCUCUUACUUAUUAUAAAGCAUACAUAUUUUCGAUACUUGGUUAAAUAUCGACUGACGAAAAAUGUAGAAAGAAUUCAUUAUUGUUUCGAUGUUAUUAAGAAAAUUUGAUGGUAAAUAAAGAGGUGUAAUGUUUUAAACGACGCGGAUAAAAUUGUAUAUACGAAAUGAAAUAAUGAAUGAAAGGUUCCUAUAAAUGUAAUGUGUUUUAGGUAUAUUUAACGCGCUCAACAAAAAAUGUUAUAAUAAUAAUUCUAAAAAAACUUGUGGGCCUUAUGAUAAUACAGAAAAAAAAGUAUUGGUUUUAACCAAAAAAAGUAGAGUCAUCCUGAUAUGACUCAUAUUUCCAGGUAUGUUAGAAGCCUUAGGGCUAUUACAUCAUUGAGGGACACUGGUGGAAUAUUUGAAUAUAAGUAUAAAAACAAUACAUUAUCAAGCGUAAAAUUGAUCUGAUAAUCGCA
This is a messenger RNA of Nasonia vitripennis (jewel wasp), 3578 nucleotides long. RefSeq names its product U4/U6.U5 tri-snRNP-associated protein 1. Bases 494 to 2869 code for a protein of 791 amino acids. The transcript has 9 exons. The record is from RefSeq and is a predicted model, not a curated record. Gene Ontology annotation, cellular component: U4/U6 x U5 tri-snRNP complex. Lineage: Eukaryota; Metazoa; Arthropoda; Insecta; Hymenoptera; Pteromalidae. Gene Ontology annotation, biological process: mRNA cis splicing, via spliceosome; maturation of 5S rRNA.